AUGGCCAAGAAAAAGAGCAAGCAGAUCAUCCGACCAUGGUGCUGGUACUGUGAGCGUGAAUUCGAGGAUGAAAAAGUUCUUAUGCAGCAUCAGAAAGCAAAGCACUUCAAGUGUAACAUGUGUCCUCGAAGGCUCAACACUGCUGGAGGUUUGGCUGUUCACAUCCAACAGGUUCACAAACUGGAACCGGAGAACUUGCCACGUAUCGAGAAUGCUCUUCCUGGCCGCGAUGGCUAUGAGGUCGAAAUUUUUGGAAUGGAGGGUAUACCAGCACCCGACGUCGCUGACUAUAAGCGGCGAAAAGAAAUUGAGUUGGGUCUUGCAGCUGGGUCGAUCUCUCAACCUCCUGCAAAACGUCCCAAGACUGAAAAUCGGCCUCUGUCUGAGGAUGAGCUCAAAGCAGCCUUGGAAGCACAUAGAGCGUUGAUGGGAGGUGCUAAUGAUAAUGCUCCUCCCGCAGCCAGCGAUCAGAGCGCUGGCGGAGUCUACGGCGCUCCUCCACAAGCUUAUGUUGCUCCUCCAGCACCGUCUGGGGCGAUGCCGGGACCACCUCCACCAGGGAUGAUGCCUCCCGGUCCCCCGUCGUUCUUCCCACCCCUUCCGGGGAUGGUUCCUGGUCAGCCACCAUUUCCUCCGUUUCCUGGUAUGCCUGGAUUUCCUCCAGGCCCGCCUCCCCCUGGAUUUCCAAUGCCCCCUGGAUUUCUUCCUCCUCCGGGUAUGAUGCCGCCUGGUGGGUUUCCUUCACUACCGCCAGGAAUGCUUCCUCCCGGAGCACCUGGGAUUCCUGGCCGUCCCCUUAUGCCACCUCCACCGACCUUUGUUCCUCAACAGCAAGGUUCAGCGUCACCUCAGCCUCUUAGAGACACUCUGGCAACACCUCCGACAAACGGGUCUUUUGCAACACCUCCGCCACCUUCGUCGUCGGCUACUCCCAUACCUCCGCCCAUCGCUGAGCAGUCUUCUCAUCCUACUUUACCAAACCCUUCACUCAAACAAACUAAUCCUUCCUUCAAAAAGCCGACGGAACUCAAAUAUCAAGAUGCAAAUUUCUCUCCUGAGGAAAUUCGUGCUUAUUCACCGAAGUACCGGUCUAAAUUAUCAUCCGUAGAUCCGGCUUCCUCUCAAGGCGAGGAAUUUAGAGGAAAGAAACGAGCUAGAGCAGAGGAUUUCCUCUAA
Molecule: messenger RNA, 1176 nt
Organism: Lentinula edodes (shiitake mushroom)
Lineage: Eukaryota; Fungi; Basidiomycota; Agaricomycetes; Agaricales; Omphalotaceae
Exons: 6
Coding region: 1-1176 (391 amino acids)
Cellular component (GO): nucleus
Source: RefSeq, a predicted model, not a curated record